Molecule: messenger RNA, 1734 nt
Organism: Onthophagus taurus
Lineage: Eukaryota; Metazoa; Arthropoda; Insecta; Coleoptera; Scarabaeidae
Gene: Scamp
Product: secretory carrier membrane protein
Biological process (GO): protein transport
Cellular component (GO): recycling endosome membrane; trans-Golgi network membrane
Source: RefSeq, a predicted model, not a curated record
UUUGAAAUGAAUUAAAAAAAAAGACAAUUGUCAGUAUAGAUUGUGAUAAAUUAUCGAAAAAUUGAUCGAACGUUCUCAUUGGAUAUCGGCUUUAGAAUACACAGAGUUCGUCUCACUCCGACUUUAGCAAUAAAACGUUUUCAUUAGGAAAAAAUGUCCGGCUUUGAUGAAAACCCAUUUGGUGAACCAACAACAGAUAAUCCUUUUGCUGAUCCAUCUGUUCAACAAGUUGCUCGAAAUGCAACAGCACAAAUUCGAGUCGAAGAUUACAGGCCAUUUGACAAUAAUCAAAGUGCAGAUCCUAGAACGUAUAAUCAACCAAACAACGAACCUGCCAUAAUGCAACCUACACAAGAUCCACCCAUGUAUACCAGAAGUGGACAACAGGCUCAAGUUAGACCUGUUUUAGAUACAGCUGAAUUACAAAGAAAACAAGAAGAAUUAGAGAGAAAAGAAGAAGAAUUGGUCCGUCGAGAAGAAGAAAUGCGUCAAAGCGUUUAUAACGUUAGACGCAAUAAUUGGCCACCAUUGCCUGAACAAUGUUGUUUCCAACCUUGUUUUUAUCAGGAUAUACAAGUUGACAUCCCUAUGGAGUUCCAAAAAAUCGUUAGGAACUUAUAUUAUAUGUGGAUUUUUCACGGAAUUCUGCUAAUAGUGAAUGUAAUAGGUGGAAUAAUUGUAACCGACCCUACAAUAAUAGGUUUAGGGAUCUUGUAUGUAAUCUUAUUUACCCCUUUUUCGUACUUAUGCUGGUUUAGGCCCGCGUAUAAAGCGUUCCGUUCCGACUCCUCUUUCAAUUUUAUGGUUUUCUUUUUCGUCUUUUUCUUUCAAUUUAUGGUUACCGUCAUUCAAGCAAUUGGAAUUCCAGAUUCGGGAACUUUGGGAUUUAUCGUUGCUAUGAAACAAUUCGGUAAUGGUGGAGCCUCUGGAAUUGUUAUUGGUAUAAUUGGGUUGUUAAUAGCAAUAGGGUUCUUAUGUGCGGCUUUGGCUGAUUUCUUUUUAAUAACCAAGAUUCAUCGUAUGUAUCGCAGUACCGGGGCCAGUUUCGCUAAAGCCCAACAGGAAUUUACCACCGAAUUCUUUAGGAAUCAACACGUUAGAAACGCUGCUUCGAAUAUGGCAGCGGCCGCCGUUCAAUCGCAAUUUUCCAACAACCAAAACACUAACCGUUACUAAUCGACUUAUCACAUCCACAGUAUUUUUCAUUUUUUAUUAUUUCUUUAAAUAGUUCUGUUUUUGAGACCACUAUUAUGCACACGACUUUUAAAACGUAAUCAGAGAAGUUAUUUCAAAAAGUUUUAAAUUAUUUUAACACAUAUGUAUGUGUAUAUAGAAGCGUACCAAAACAAAUAAAUAUAUUGAACCCAGACAAGAAAAAAAACAGUGAGUAUUUGAGAUUUGUUGACGACUUAAGUCGGAUUAAUUUAUUUUAACGCAGGGCUGUGGUUUUUUUAACUUGUCGGUGAGAAACGAAACCCCACAUAAUUAAAAAAAAACGUUUUCCCACUUGUAUAUACAUAUGUGUAUGUGUAUAUAUUAUUUUUUGUUUUUGGGUUUAUUUAAUUAUUAACCAAUUUUACGUUGUGCGCGGGUUCAUAUUUAAGAUAUGUCCGUUUAUCAAAGACUAAUUAUAUUUUUUAAUGCAAAAUUUGUUUCUCAACGGCCUCUAAAAAGUGGCGAAACAAAUUUUUGUGUAUGUAUGUAAUUCUUGAAGUAUAUAAAAAAAUAUAGUUA